Molecule: messenger RNA, 2286 nt
Organism: Morchella sextelata
Lineage: Eukaryota; Fungi; Ascomycota; Pezizomycetes; Pezizales; Morchellaceae
Exons: 5
Coding region: 1-2286 (761 amino acids)
Biological process (GO): telomere maintenance; mitotic G2 DNA damage checkpoint signaling; meiotic DNA double-strand break formation
Cellular component (GO): nucleus; Mre11 complex
Molecular function (GO): 3'-5'-DNA exonuclease activity; manganese ion binding; DNA endonuclease activity
Source: RefSeq, a predicted model, not a curated record
AUGUCCUCCGCAGACACGCUCCGCAUCCUCCUCGCAACCGACACGCACGUCGGCUACCACGAGCGCGACGCCAUCCGCGGCGACGACAGCUGGCAGACCUUCGCCGAGAUCAUGGCGGUCGCAAAGUCGCGCGACGUCGACAUGGUGCUGCUGAGCGGCGACCUCUUCCACGAGAACAAGCCGUCGCGCAAGGCGAUGUACCAGGUCAUGAAGAGCCUGCGCGAGAACUGCUACGGCGAGAAGCCCUGCGAGAUCGAGAUUCUCAGCGACACGAGCUCGGAGUUCCAGAGCGCUGGUGGGCAUGUGAAUUAUGAGGAUCCGGAUAUUAAUGUGGCGAUACCCGUGUUUUCGAUUCAUGGGAAUCAUGAUGAUCCGAGUGGGGAGGGACGGUUGUGUGCGCUGGAUAUUCUCUCCGUGGCCGGGCUGAUGAACUACUUUGGCCGCACGCCCGAGAACGACAACAUCACCGUCACGCCCGUGCUGCUGCAGAAGGGCGCCACAAAGCUCGCGCUCUACGGCCUCUCAAACGUCCGUGACGAACGCCUCUUCCGCACCUUCCGCGACGGCAAAGUAAAGUUCCUCCGCCCGGACGUGCAGCAGAAGGAGUGGUUCAACCUGAUGUGUGUUCAUCAGAACCACCACGGCCACACAGAAACCAACUACCUCCCCGAAAACUUCCUGCAAGACUUCCUGGACCUCGUCAUCUGGGGCCACGAGCACGAAUGCCUCAUCAACCCGCGCCUCAACCCCGAGAUGAACUUCCACGUGAUCCAGCCCGGCUCCUCCAUCGCCACCUCGCUGUGCCCCGGCGAAGCCGUCACAAAGCACAUCGGCAUCCUCUCCAUCACGGGCCGCGACUUCCACCUCGAGCCCAUCCGCCUCAAGACCGUGCGGCCCUUCGUCAUGCGCGAGCUCGUCCUCGCCGACGAACCCGCGCUCAAGAACCUCGCGAAGAAAAACUCAAACCGCACGGCCGUAACCGCGUACCUGUGCGAUCUCGUCGAGACGCUCAUCGACUCGGCUGUGCAGGAGUGGCUCGACGCGCAGGAGGACGACACCCUCACCGCGGCCGACGCGCCGCUCCCGCUCGUGCGCCUCCGCGUGGAGUACUCUGCGCCGGACGGCGGGCGCUUCGAGACCGAGAACCCGCAGCGCUUCUCGAACCGCUUUGUCGGCAAGGUGGCGAACGUCAGCGACGUGGUCCAGUUCUACCGGCGCAAGACGGCCACGCGCCGCGCAAACGCGAAGGGCGCGGUGUCGGACGCGCCGCUCAACAGCUCCACGCUCCUCGAGGACUACGGCGGCAGCAUCGAUAACGUCAAGGUCGAGAACCUGGUCUCGGAGUUCCUGGGCUCGGCCACGCUCGAGAUCCUGCCCAGCAAUGGCCUCGGCGACGCCAUUGGCCAGUUCAUCGAUAAGGACGAUAAGCACGCCGUCGAGACGUUCGUCGACGACUCGCUCAAGAGCUAUCUGGUGAAGCUGCGCGAGUACGACGACCUCAACGAGGAGAAGAUCCAGGAGGUUGUUGACGCACAGCGCAGCUACCUCGAGGAGGUGUUUGCAAAGGGGCUUGUGAAGCCGAGGCGGCGGCAGGGGACGUUCAAGGAGAUGCCGCUCGGGUGGGAUGCGGGUCUUGAUGGGCCGUGGGAGGAUCAGCCGGCGGCGAGGAUACAGCAGAAGGAGGUGAGCGACGAUGAGGACGUCGAUGACGAUGAUGAUGUGCCAGCGCCGCAGCCACAGAAGAGGGGUGCGGCGAGGGGGAGGGGCGCGAGGGGGCGCGGCGCUGCCGCGGCGAGUACGAGGAAGGCACCGGCUGCAAAGGCACCCGCGAGGGCGACGGCCGCGAAGGGGAGGAGCCGCGCGAAGAAGGUGGUUAGUGAGGAAGAAGAAGAUGAUGAUGACGAUGUCAUGAUCCUCGACGACGACGACGACGAGGAAGAAGAAGCUCCCCCCGCAAAACCUACCCGCGCCCCCCGUAAAGCCCCCGCCCCAAAGAAGGCCCCCGCGCCCAGGAAAGCUGCCACACCAGCGCCAGCACGAGCGCCAGCACCGAGAGUAACGACACGUCGCCCCGCCGCCGCGCGGCAGACACGGCUCAACUUCUCGCAGUCGGCGUCGACACCGGCGUCGGGGGUUGCGGCGUCGACGCAGGAUAGUAUGGCGAGUAAUGCGCUGUUCCAUCGCGCGGUUGUGCGCAUCCCGAGUAGCGAUGAGGAUAUUGAGGAUGAUGAGGAUGCGGAUGAGUUUGUGCCGAUGGCGUCGCAGAGGGGGGGCAGGAGGCGGUAG